AUCAUAUUGUUCCUUUGCAACGGAAGGUCACAAAGUGAUUGCAUAAGUAUCGAGCGCUGUACUACCGUGCUUUCUGUGCAACAAAGUUGUACUGUAUUCAACAAAUUGCCGGAAAUAGGGGCUCGUCGUUUCAUAAGGCCUGACUCUCUCCGUGCUGCAAGUGUUCAAUUCCAACCUCCCAUCGACAUGGAUAAGCAACAUCAAUCCCUCGACCAACUUCCCAAGGCCAUCCAGCAUUUGUGCAUGGAGAGUUUGACGGCGCGAAAAAGCUCGUAUUCACCGUACAGUAAAUUCAAGGUCGGAGCGGCUCUUCUUCUCGAGGACGGAUCUGUCAUUACGGGUUGCAACGUGGAGAAUGCCAGCUACGGCUUGGCCAUUUGUGCCGAACGAACAGCUUGCGUCAAGGCCGUUUCUCAGGGCCAACAAGACAUGAAAGCAAUUGCGAUUGCGGCGGAUCUCGAUGAAGAGUUCGUAGGCCCUUGUGGGGCCUGCCGGCAGUUUAUGUGCGAAUUCAACCCGGACCUUGAGAUCUACUUGGUCCGCCUGGACCAUAAAGUGCAAUUGGUUAACCUUAACCAACUUUUGCCAGACUGCUUUUCGCCCAAGAAGAUGGCUUUUGGAUUUCACAACGGCAACUAAACUUUGAGUGACUGGUCGGAAGACGUUUCUUUAUUACAAAAUUAUUCUUGUAGAAAGGACACCACGAGGGUUUCCUCUCCGAAUGAUAAUAAAUAAGUACAAACAUGAAUAAAUAAUUACCGUUUGCCAUUAA
This is a messenger RNA of Tigriopus californicus, 772 nucleotides long. RefSeq names its product cytidine deaminase-like. The transcript is spliced from 3 exons. The coding region runs from base 187 to 639 and encodes 150 amino acids. Gene Ontology annotation, molecular function: cytidine deaminase activity; zinc ion binding. NCBI's taxonomy places the organism in Eukaryota, Metazoa, Arthropoda, Copepoda, Harpacticoida, Harpacticidae. Gene Ontology annotation, cellular component: cytosol. The record is from RefSeq and is a predicted model, not a curated record.